AUGUGGAUCCUCGACUCGGAGGGCGACUUUCUGGGGGGUGCCCGCGUCUGGCUGCGACCGGGGAAGAAGUACCUCUUCGGUCGCAUCAAGCAGGCUGACGUCCGCCAUGCCAUCGAUCACAAGACGAUCUCCCGUCGACAUAUGGUGAUUGAGGUGUCACCUGUGAAGCCGGGCGAUGGAUCGCAUAUCUACACCAGGUCGGAAAUCGCGGUGUGCGACCUCGCCUCGAAGUGUGGCACAACAGUGGACGGAGACCCGGUCCGGGAACGCAGGACGUUGACGGACGAGGAACACGAGAUCAAGCUGGGGCGAUACGAACAUGUGCUGCGGAUCAAAUGGCAGCCGGCAGUGCUCAGUUUCUCGCUUUCCUCCAGGGAACUCCGAGCGAAGGACCCUUUAGCGCGCGUGCGCUCCCGCGUUGAGGACCUAGAUAUCAAGACGAUCGUGCCGUACGUCGUCGACCAGACGACCCAUGUGGUACAGACCAAGCGGAACACGGCGAAGGGGCUGCAGGCACUGGUGAAUGGGAAGUUCAUCGUCCAGGACUCGUAUAUCGAUGCCUUGGUGUACGCUGCGACGCCGAGUGAUCUGGAGAAUCUGGAAUCGCUGUCUCCGCUCGAGGCCAAUUUCGACGCCGCGUGGCCGGAUGCGAGACAGCAUCUUCCCCCGCCGGGCAAGGAAGUCACGCAGAGACCGAAGGAGGCGUUUGCCCCGGUUUCGAGCAGGAUUGAUGUCUUUGAAGGCUACACUUUUAUUUUUGCUGAUUCGGCACAGUUUGCGAACCUGCAGGAUGCGAUUGGGAACGGGCAUGGAAAAGCUUUGUUUUAUGAGGUGCAACAUGGGGUCACGAAUGCGGAGGAUAUUGUGGAGUUUAUGAAGAAAGCCGCGGGCGACAAAGGCCUCGGGAGUCAGCGGAAUGGACCUGGAGGUGUGGUAUUCGUUCGGUAUCGCACCGGGGGACCCCACGAGGACUGGUGGAUCGAGCUGAGCCACGACAUAGCUCGGAUGACGGACCAGCGAGUCAUCGAGCAAAGCGAAUUUCUCGACGCCAUCCUCGGAAAUGAUGCCGCGCCGUUGUGCCGGACACUAGUACCCGAGUCCACCGCGCGGACGGACGCGCCUGCCUCCCAGCCGGAUGCGACCCCCAGCGAUGUUCCGAUGGUGGAAGAUUCCCAGCCCUCCGAGGAACCACCGCAAACACAGGCACAGACCAAGAGGUCAAAACCACGCGUCCGCGCCUUCGUCAGCAAGAUGAAGACCUUUGACGACGGCUUCGAUCUCAACUCGAUUCCCGCUCAUGCUCCGGACGACGAAGUUGCCAAUUCGCCGGUGGAGAUGGGGCCCUUACCGCAGUCCCAGCCGCAGAGCAGCGUCGACGAAGAGGAUGUUUUCACGAACCUGCUGCCCGGGUCCAGCGCCAUGAAACGCCGCCGUGCUGAAACUGUGCAGCGGACCGACGCACCCGCCCCAAUCAAAGAGGAGGUGCCACGACCGAAACGCCAGAAGCUGGAUGUCCUCGAGGCCGCCCGCCAGCACCGGGAGGCGGAAGACGACGCUCGCCGACAAGCGGAGGCAGUAUCGCUGCAGGGCCCCGAGGAUGUCAACGUCGAGAAGCUGAAAGGACUCGCCAUCGUGGAGGAGAUGGAGGUCAAGCCGCGCAACAGCGGAGACGACAGCCGCUGGGACGAGCGGUGGAACGGGCGCAAGAACUUCAAGAAGUUCCGGCGGAAGGGCGACUCCAGCCAGCCGCGAUAUCGGAUCCAGACGGUGAUUGUGCCGCUGGAGGAGGUGACGCGGAAGGAGUUUGGCAUCGGGGACCACUACUGGGUGAGUACUACGAGUCGCCCGUCGCCCGAGCGGCAGGCGGAGCGGCAAGCGGCGAGUCCAGUGGAGCAGCCGGACAGCGAGGCGACGCCCUCUAUAACAGCCCGGGUCGAGUCGGAGACGCCAGCGCCCAAGCUCAAGCCGCGCAGCCAGCGCAGUCAGAAACGGGGGCGGGAGGAAGAGGAGGAGGACAGCGACGACGAGAUGCGAUUCCGGUUCCGACGGCGAAGGUAG
Molecule: messenger RNA, 2058 nt
Organism: Aspergillus heteromorphus CBS 117.55
Lineage: Eukaryota; Fungi; Ascomycota; Eurotiomycetes; Eurotiales; Aspergillaceae
Product: DNA damage response protein RcaA
Exons: 5
Coding region: 1-2058 (685 amino acids)
Biological process (GO): mitotic G2 DNA damage checkpoint signaling; double-strand break repair via homologous recombination
Cellular component (GO): Mre11 complex
Molecular function (GO): protein binding; damaged DNA binding
Source: RefSeq, a predicted model, not a curated record